AUGGAAUUUCGCCAAUUCAACCGAAUGGCUGACCAUAUGGACAUGUUCCAUAGCAACUUUCGCAUCACUUGGAACAUGUUGUACUCGGCGUGCGAGUCACAGAAACGACCAAAAGGCAUGUCGAUCAGGCAAUUUAUCAGCACCGGUCAGCAGUUCUGUCACCAUCUUACCGUACAUCAUACUAUCGAGGAGGAGCACAUCUUCCCUGUAUUAGCGAAGAAGAUGCCGGCGUUCAGGAAAGAGUUGGAGUUGCUCACUCAGCAUAAGCAAAUUCACAUAGGUCUGGACAAGCUGGAGAAGUACCUUGAGGAGUGUAGUGACGGCGAGAGGGAGUUGCGAAUGAGCGAACUGAAGGAUAUCCUGGACAGCUUCGGCAAAGUGUUGUGGCAGCAUCUAGAUGAUGAAGUCAAGCAGUUGGGUGCUGAGAAUAUGCGCAAAUAUUGGACUGCAGAAGAGAUCAGGCGUAUGCCCAUGUGA
This is a messenger RNA of Parastagonospora nodorum SN15, 477 nucleotides long. RefSeq lists its product as hypothetical. The transcript has a single exon. Bases 1 to 477 code for a protein of 158 amino acids. The record is from RefSeq and is a predicted model, not a curated record. Lineage: Eukaryota; Fungi; Ascomycota; Dothideomycetes; Pleosporales; Phaeosphaeriaceae.